Daldinia loculata is the source of this 2129-nucleotide messenger RNA. Its product is annotated as general substrate transporter. Gene Ontology annotation, cellular component: membrane. Lineage: Eukaryota; Fungi; Ascomycota; Sordariomycetes; Xylariales; Hypoxylaceae. The coding region runs from base 304 to 1872 and encodes 522 amino acids. Gene Ontology annotation, molecular function: carbohydrate:proton symporter activity. The transcript has 6 exons. The record is from RefSeq and is a predicted model, not a curated record. Gene Ontology annotation, biological process: transmembrane transport; carbohydrate transport.
GUCUGGGGUAUGCGGGGGCAGCCAAGGGGCUAUGUCAAUUUUGGAUAUCGACAAUGUGAAUAUGGGGAAGUUCGGGGUUAGGAUGCGGAGAUCGCGUACCAAUACUUCGCCGCAAGACACCCUCAGGUGAAGACCCGAGGGUCGGGAUAUGUAGUAGCGCGUCUGCUCUGUCGGGAUGGGCAAUUUAUCUCCCAUGGAUUAAGGAGUUCUUCAAGAGGCAGCCCAUCCGCCUCUCAUCAUCGACAGGAUUCUCAUUACUUUCAUCUGUGUCUCAGCGUCAGUAAGACAUAUACCACCGCAACGAUGGUGGCCGCCGCUAUAUCAGCAAAUCCGCUGCAGUUGGAUAUUCGCAGUCAUAAAAAGUGUCUUGCAAUCUGUUUUGUUGUUACCAUCUCGAGCUUUCAAUAUGGCCUUGACUAUGCCCUCGUCGGCGGCUUCAUGGCUAUGCCUGGCUUCUUGAAAGUCUUUGGCUACUACGAUGAAGCGGCUCACAAGUGGGCCAUUGACCCGACUGUUCAACAACUUAUUUCCUCUCUGAUGACAAUUGGAACAUUUGUGGGCUCGCUUUCGGUUGGGCCGUUCAGCUCCAGGUUUGGGCGACGACAGGGGUUGUGGGCAGCAUCUCUCCUAAACUGUAUCGCAACAGCGAUAAUGAUUGGAACGACGAAUCUCGGUGCACUCUACUUUGCCCGUUUCGUUCUUGGAAUUUCGGUCGGCUGGUUUCUUACUUUCGCUCAAGUUUACAUCAACGAAGCAGCACCCGCCCAUCUUCGAGGCAUUGCCUUUGCCGUAUACCAGAGCCAACUCUCUAUAGGGUCCAUCGUCGGAUCCGCUAUCGACUAUGGCACUCAUACUAUGCUCGGCAAGGAAGCUUAUCGAAUCCCACUUGCCAUCUUCUUCGUUGCUCCGACCAUCCAGACGAUUGCUCUGUUCUUCUUCCCAGAGAGUCCACGAUGGCUCAUGACACAAGGAAGAGAGGCAGAAGCUGAGUCGGCACUUCGAAGACUCCGAAAUAGCAAUAUUAAAGAGAACGAGUUCCAAGCCGAGUUUGAAGAAAUCCGAACUUCUACAGCGGCGCAGGCAGACCAGUUCAAGGGGAAGCACCUGUGGGUUGAGAUGUGGAAGGGUACUAAUCGGCGUCGAUCCAUACUUUCUGUAGCUGUUAUCUGUUUCCACUGUGCUAAUGGUUCUUCUUGGCUGAACAUUUAUACAACUUACUUCCUCACUGUUGCCGGUGUAAAGGAAGCAUUUUCAUAUUCUACCAUGAUAACCUGUAUGGGACUCAUCGGCGUCCUGGCCAGCUUCUUUGUCGUUCGGCACAUUGACCGUCGUGUUAUUCUUCUCAUCGGAGUAGCGGCGUGUGGUUUCUGUCAACUCGCGUUUGCGAUCGCUUGGACUGUAGCCCCCGGAACUGUGGCCACUGCAAAGGUGGUCAUCGCCUUUAUCGCGCUGUUCACAUUCUUUUAUGUUGCCUAUGCGCCCUAUGCUUGGCUCCUAGGAGGCGAACUGCCUAGUAAUCAUCUCCGAGCUCAUACUUACGGUGUAGCCACCGCACUUAACUUCCUUGGAAACUGGCUAGGUGUCUUUACCGCGCCGUACUUCAUCAACCCAGCCAGCCUAGGAUGGAGCGCUAAAUAUGGAUAUAUCUGGUUUGGAUCCAACAUGAUAGUGUUCCUAUUCACGUGGGCUUUCAUGCCCGAGACGCGCGAUCGAACCCUAGAAGAGAUAAAUGAGAUAUUUGAAGCUAAGGUUCCAGCUCGGAAGUUUAAGAGAUAUAUAUGCACAGAAAGGGAAGCUGUGAGAGUAGCGGUCAUUGAGGAAAAGAAUAGAAGCGCAUCUCAUGUAGAGGAAGUAACUCAGGAAGGGGCAUAAAAUUACUGAAGCCAAAUGGUCUUUCAAUAAUGGUGGAAUUAGAUUCACAUUCUCUAAUUUUAGGACGUACAUCAACACCUUACCAACUGGGUAAUCCAUAAAUAGCCCCUUAUGCAUUUAUUAUCUGGAAUUCCAGUUAGAGCAUAUUUGGACAUUCUCUCUAAUAUAGUUUAAUCGGAGGGUAUAUUUGACGACAUGGGUACAUAGGUAGCGAUAGGUUGCUACAACAACAGUAGAAGUUGUGUUGGAUUUUCCAC